AUGGCACGAUGCUGGUCAGGCUUAAUCCUCUCGGCAUACACAUUUAUAACACUCGCCAACGCGGCUUCGACAAGUCUCUCUCAAGAGAUUACGAAUUUCGUUCCUAAGUGCGCCCAAGAAUGCUUCAUAUCUUUCCUAGAUUCGAAUUUUCCUACAAGCAUUUGUUCCUCGGCGCCUACAUUAGAAUGUCUUUGUUCCCAUAACGGCUUAUCAGAAUUCACAGUGGGCGAGGGGGCGGUGCAAUGCAUAAUCUCGGAGGGCAACAUUGGUUUCUGCAAAGGAAGAGAUGCAUCGAAUUCGGUUGUCCUUGGGGCAUAUUCAAUGUGCAACGGUCAAAACAAUGCUUUGCCAAAUACGCAUGCCACCAUAGUUGCCACACUGAUUAUACCGAGUUCGAGGCCUAGCAUUGUACUCGUCCCACCUUCUGCAACAGCGGUGGCAUCAGCAACGCCCAUUUCUACGCUUAUUACACCAAUUCCGACAACAACGGCAUUAACAUCACCGAAUUCCGGCCCUACUUCAGCAGCACUGCCUUCUGGUUUACCUUCGCCAUCUACUGUCGCUCAACCUGUCCAGACCAACUCCCCGAUCCCCCCUCCCACGUUGACAAAGCCCCAAAUAGUCGGGAUUACAGUUGCGUCUAUUGGCGGAACCGCACUGAUGUUGGGAGUAAUCGCGUUAUUUGCUUGUGUAAGAAGGAAAAGAUUACAAAAGAAUCGUGAGAGCGAUGAAUUCCCAUUCCAAUUGGAGCCGAAAGUUUAUGCGAAAUCUACCAAAUCAAGCAGGUUCAGCCUAAGAAGACCGAAGAAUUUCGGACCGGGAGGAACCUCUAAUGGUAUUGCAGCGAAGGUGGCGCCCCCAGUGCCCCCGCGGCUCGACACAACGAGCCCAAACAUGUUUUCACGGAGAAGCAUUCAUCAGAAUCAUACGAUUGGGUUAGCUAUUUCACCCGAAGGUAAUGCCCAAGUACGAAAGCAAAACAGGCCUUCAUCGAGACUUCUCCCUCCUAAGCCGACUUUGAAGUUGCAAAUGCCUCAGCAGGCAGCGGAAUUUUCGUUUGCUCAAACCGGCCCUAAACCAUCAGCGUUCAAUAGGCCAAGUCCAACCGCUCAGUAUGAAGUGGAUUAUGAUGGUGCGGGUUAUCAGGUACCUCCACCAGUUCCGACCCUAAUAGGAGCAGGGUUAUCAUAUCCAAAACCUGUUCUCAAACAAACAACUGUGGAUAGGCAAAGCACGGCAACACAAUUCGAAGAAGACGACGAAAAUGUAGCCCUGAAGUCCUAUGCACCAAACACGAGGGGGGGUUCAUUUAUCCAGCCCAUUUCUAAGUUUUCGGUUUUAGGUAGACAAAUCACGGCAGCUCAAUUCGUGGAGGAUGAAGAAGCCCGAAAUUCAAACGCAGCUAAGCGCAAAACCGAUCUGAGUAGAAAAAGCACGGCUACUCAGUUCGAGGAAGACGAAGAGAUAUCAGCAAUUUCGAGCGCCCCUAGGAAUGUUUGGACUCGUAGAUCUACAGUUGAGGAAUUGGAUACUGCUAUCGAGCUCUGGCAAAAAUUUAGCCCUAUUGAUCCCGCGGCCGGCCCACCAGCAUUCGUCAUGAAUGCGAGCAACAAAAAUCCUUCCCAGCAAAGACAGUUACACAGCAGCAACUCUAGACCCGCAGAACUAGAAGGGAGUCCUGUAACUCCCGUUUCUCUUGUGAGAGGGAUUGGGAGCUUUUCACAACCCCGCCGACCAAACGAUUACCCGCGUCUAAAGCAACCGGCUCCAGAAUUAGGAGCGUUUCCGAAACCACCACAGCAUCCACCGAAACUCCAGAUUCCUGCUUCGACUACUCGCCCUAUCACUGCCACUUCAUCUGUCUAUUCCACCCGCACUUCCUCUCUCCCAGCAAGCCCAGCGAAAAGUAAUCCUCCAAACGCAACAGUCCCCGCCAUCCCAAAAAUCUGCAAGCAAGAAGGACCCUACGACGCACCCGAAACGGUGAACCGAAAAACCUCAGAGAGUAAAAGCCCAGGAUUGUCACCCAAUGGGCCACGGACCGCCGAAUUAUCACCAGUGUUGGAAUCCCCUUCCAGUGGACGGAGCCCCGUCAGCUACCCCAAGAUCCCCAAACCAGGUCGGUUGUCUGCAGCCGAGAUUAGGAUGGUUCCUCCUCCCCCACAGCCAAAAUUUAGUAUGGCUGCCGAAAAGCCCUGGAUACAAGCCGAGAUAGCUGCACAACGGGAGAGACAGUCACGGCAAGAGAGCCCGCAGCAGCAAUAUUCUUACCAGACUUUCCAAUCCCCAAGGCUCAAUACCUCUUUUCAAUCGGAUUCCCAAAGAUCUGCAGUGGAUAAAUACUAUAUCCCAUCCCCACUAUCUCCUGCCUCGCCUCGCGACCUCUCAUCUCUCCCCUCCCAAUCCCAACGCACCUCACAAGGCAGCAAACAAUUCCAAGCCUCGCUCAGCCUCGCACAAAAGCCUGGAUUAUCUUCCCAAGUGCAAAGCCGCCCACCACGCACAAGUCCCAGCCUUCAACAGGGACCAAACCGCCCACAACUGACCACAAAUCCUAGUAUAGCAUUCCGCCGUUCCUCCUCUGGACUCUCCCAGAUCUCAGAAUUAAGUUCCGAGUCCAAACCAUCGUCCAUAUCAUCCGGGCAAUCCCAUCUGGCGCAGCGUCGUCGAGGGGAACAAAAGGCCGCCGCUCUCGUUCUGCCCUCGCAGUCGGAGCAGAAGCUGCAACAAAAGAAGAAAUGGAUGGUGCUUAAGGAGGAGGAUGUGGAUAAGGCGAAAUCUGAUAAGUGGAGACCGAUGCUUGCACAACAACAUGUUGAGCAGGUGGAGCCUUUUGAGUUACCUGGUACCCCCGGGUGGGUACCGAGACUUACACCUACGAGGAGAGGAGAGGAGUUGUUUCUGAGUGUGGGGUGA
This is a messenger RNA of Venustampulla echinocandica, 2916 nucleotides long. RefSeq lists its product as uncharacterized. The record is from RefSeq and is a predicted model, not a curated record. Lineage: Eukaryota; Fungi; Ascomycota; Leotiomycetes; Helotiales; Pleuroascaceae. The coding region runs from base 1 to 2916 and encodes 971 amino acids. The transcript has 2 exons.